AUGCCGUAUACGCCGCCACGUUCGUCGCAGCCUCCUACGUCGAUCCCGUUCGAGCUGUCGCUCUCGACGCAUCCGGGCACAUCGCAUUACCGGUCGUCGCUGACGCCCGUGUCGUUCCUGCUGCGCGCGGCGCUCAUCACACCGCGCAAGCUCGCCAUCACGCACCCCGAGCGCGGCUACGGCUUCACCUACGAGCAGUGGGCGGCACGCACGCUGUCGCUCGCAUUUGCGCUGCGCGCGGUGCCCGGAUUCAAGACCGGCGACAGGGUGGCGGUCAUCUCACCCAACGCGCCGCUGAUUGCCGAUGCCCACUACGGUAUCCCUGCAGCGGGCGGUAUCAUCACCCCGAUCAAUAUUCGCAAUACGCCCAAGGAGGUGGCGUACGUGCUCGAGCAUUCCGGAAGCACCAUCAUCCUCGCCGACCACGAGUUCAAGCAUCUGGUGCCUGAGAACCCCGGUCCUGGGAUCACCGUGGUGAUCAGCAAGGAUUCGGGUGGGCAGGAGGCAGAUGAUGCAUACGAGCAGUUCCUCGACCGUGGCUGGGUCGAGUGGCAGCGCGCCGAGAAGGCGCAGAUCGACCAGCACCGCCAGUCGUCCAAACCCACUGCGGAACCCAAGACUGGGUGGAAGCUCAUCGAUGCGCCGCAGGAUGAGGAGCAGCCCAUCGCGCUUUGCUACACGUCCGGAACGACGGGCAGGCCCAAGGGUGUGCUCACCAAUCACCGAGGCGCAUACCUCGCUGCGGUGGCCAACGCGUUCGAGGCGAACAUCACGCAGGACAGCGUGUACCUGUGGGUGCUGCCCAUGUUCCACGCGUGCGGCUGGACGUUCCCCUGGGCAGUCACUGCGUCUCUGGCGACGCACCACACCAUCCGCAAGGUGGACAACAAGGUCAUCUGGGACGCGCUGGUCAACCACGGCGUCACGCACUACUGCGGUGCACCCACGGUGCAGAUCGGACUCACCAACCACCCGGAUGCGCGAAAGCUGGAUCGCCGCGUCAACGUCGCCGUUGCUGCUUCGGCUCCCACGGCCAAUCUGCUGGCCAAGAUGGAGAGUCUGAAUCUGUACCCCGUGCACGUGUACGGUUUGACCGAGACAUACGGUCCGUUUACGCGGCGGUACUUUGAGCCCGAGUGGGCGAAGCUCGACGUGGACGCGCGCGCAAGGAUGAUGGCACGCCAGGGACAUUCGUACCUCACCUCGGACGAGGUGCGUGUGGUGCGCACCGAGUCGUCCAACGACAAGACCACUUCGGACCUCAUCGACGUCGCGCGCGACGGCAAGGAAACGGGCGAGAUCGUGGUGCGCGGAAACAUGACCAUGAUCGGAUACUACAACGACCAAGCCGCCACGGACAAGGCUGUCAUGAAAGGCUGGUUCCACACGGGCGACCUUGCUGUCCGCCACCCAGGUGGAGAGAUUCAGAUCCUCGAUAGGGGUAAGGAUAUUAUCAUCUCGGGCGGUGAGAAUAUCUCGUCGCUCAUGGUGGAGCAGGAGUUGGCGGCACAUGCGGAUGUGCUCGAGUGCUGCGUGAUUGCGCGCCCGCACGAAAAGUGGGGUGAACGUGGUCAGGCUUUCGUCGUGCUCACCGAACAGGCCAAGGCGAAACUGAACGCAGAGGCGCUCAAACGCAAGGGGAGCAAGGAGAACGUCGAGUUCGUAGAGCUGCUCAAGAAACACUGCAAGGAGCGCAUGUCGGGCUUCGCCGUGCCAGAGUGGUUCGACAUUGUCGACGAACUGCCAAAGACAAGCACGGGCAAGGUGCAGAAGAACGUACUGCGCGCCCGAUUCGCCUCCAAGCUCUAG
Messenger RNA from Moesziomyces antarcticus, 1809 nucleotides. Its product is annotated as acetyl-CoA synthetase-like protein. The transcript has a single exon. NCBI's taxonomy places the organism in Eukaryota, Fungi, Basidiomycota, Ustilaginomycetes, Ustilaginales, Ustilaginaceae. The record is from RefSeq and is a predicted model, not a curated record. Bases 1 to 1809 code for a protein of 602 amino acids.